UUUUUUUUUCUUUUCUUCUUUGAUUUAUCGUAUAUUUCAAAAUGUCGAAGGAUCAUACAAAAAUUACAAUGUGGACGACGAAGUGUAGUAAUUAUUGGUCAAUGAUAGAAAGGAAGUUAAUAAUAAAUAAGACUAGGAAAACGUGAGAUUAGAAAUACAGUUGAGAGUAUUUUUUCAAAGAAAAUAGCUUUGUGUGUGUGUGUAUGUGUGUGUGUGUGAGUGGGUGCGUGUGUAUGCGCGUAUGUCUGUACUUUAAUAAUAAUGUUUCUAUGGAAAUCAAACUGGAAAUUUCUAUGACUGAAACGCAUAUCCACGUUUAAAUAUUAUUCGAUAAUAAUAAUAAUAAUAAAAAAGAAAAAAGAAAAGUAACAAUAAUUAAUAAAAGAAAAGAAAAACUAUGGCAUUGGCAGAGGGUGAAACUAACGGCGAAAUCAACAAUACCAAUGGUGGUAGCAAUCUUCGACGUGGUAGCAGUUUACGAUUACCUCCUGCAGCAUCUGUCGGUAGUACAGAGAACGAGUUGGGCACGCAGUUACGUCGAGGGGGUUCCCUGAGGAUCCCACGAACAAGAAUAGAGGAUAGGAGGACGUUGGUAGUUGAUAGUGCGAGUUCGUUGCGAGUACCACGGGACAAAAGAUUAUCGUCUUCUACACCUUCGACUAAUUCAUCAUCAUCGUCCUCGGAAGUUAACGGAAGGAACGGAGGAUGCGAGAGACCGAUACGACCCGCCAGGCGUUCAGCUUCAACAUUGGAUCAACCAGCACCCGAAUAUCUUGCCCGAAAUCUUCUUCAAUUAGGAUGUCCUGUUAUUUCUAUGCCUACACCUCGUGGCGGCGUUGGAUCGGAGCAUCCGCAGAGUAGCGACAGCGAUGAUUCCACCACGACGCACAACCAAAAUCAGGGUCAAGGUUACGGGCAUGGACAUUCUCAUGGACAGUUCGACUCUUAUACCGUGCCCAAAGUCCAAGUGUCGGGACCACCGAACCCUUCUGAAUCCUCUUCCGUCGUCAAUGGGUCUGCGGGGUCCAUAGGAGCACGUUCAGCGCCAAGUACACCGCUUCAAACUACAACACCUGGGGUACCGCAAACGGGCCAACAAUCAAUCAGUCCUUCUCAGCUUACCGUUGUCACUAAUAUCCAAGUUUCCCAACCACCAAGGAGUCCGAGUCAUGCGGCACUGAGAUGUAAUGACAGUCAGCUAUCAAAGCCAUUGAGCAGGAGUACUCCAUCGAUGGCAGCCGGUGGUAUUGUUCAAACACCGGCGAAGAUCAGUAGAUCUUCAUCAAGAUCCUCGCCAUCGUCCACCAGUAGUGCAAGACAAAAGAAAUUUCAUCGGCAUUUUACUCAGUCUUCAAAAUUUCGACAUCAGGUAGCCGCGGAUGAACGUGUAUUAAAUUACUACAGUUGUGCGCUGGUGGGCGAUAUCCUACUUCAAGGUCACCUUUACAUAACACCGAAUUAUUUCGCCUUCUAUAGCAACGUUUUCGGUUACGUUACAAAGUUGUUAAUACCAACGGCCUCGGUGUUGAAGAUCAGUAAAGAGAAGACGGCUAAGAUCAUUCCAAAUGCUGUCGCGGUAGCGACCGAGGAUGAAAGACACGUUUUCUGUUCUUUACUAUCAAGAGAUUCGACCUUUAAACUGAUGAAACAGGUUUGGGACGAAGCAAUAAUACCAAGAGCUUCACCGGACGUAUUACCACUUCCCGAUGAGGCAAAAUUAUUACCACCGGAUACGUUGCUGGUCGACGAUUCGGAAGUUAAUCCUGAGGAAGAUGAUUCGAGUAUGUCAGAAAGUGGCACCGAUCAAACAGCUUCGAGACCACCAACUGUUUGUACCGAUACCGAUGGUUUAUCACCUACUAUUUCUAGACCAAGUCAUACUCCUGUUCCUAAUACCAGAAUGGAUUCAGUGACACCAUCGAUACCGAUCUCACCUAACAAAUCUCGUUCGUUUGGUACAUUUUUUGUUGGUGGAUUGAAGCCUGGUACAGUAAUUGCUAUAUUGGUUGUGGUCCUAGCAGCUUUGUAUGUUUCGGCAGCGAUGAUGAUGUUCCGUAUCGAUAGAUUGCAUACGGCAUAUCUAAAUCAUCCUCUUGUCUCGCCGGAACAUUUUACGCAUGAUCGACUCUUGCAUUAUCUCAAUUCGAAUCUCGAUCAGAUAGCUAAGGUCCGCCAAAGUUUGCAAACGUUGUCGCAACAAUUUGUAGCAAUGAGUCAAGCUAGUGAAAGAGGAUCGGCAGCUGUAUCCGGAGGACCGAUAGAACCAGAAGAUGCGCCAAGUUAGCCCCCGGGGUGGAUAAAUAAUAAUAAUAACAAUAACAUUAAACCAAAUAAUUAUACGAAUACCCGUCGCCUUGCUAGCGUAUGAAACGUGUCGUCUCGUAGUCUUCUUCAUGUGAGACGAUUAUGGCGAUCACCGAAUGGAUGAUCAUUGAUGAUAAAAUAUUAUCGUUUAGCACUAUUAUGAUUAGAACUUCCAGCUACCAAAAAAAAAAAAAAUAAAAAAAAAGAAACAACAACAACAACAAAACAAGAAAAAAGAAGAACGGGAGCGUGGGCGGGGGGUGGAUAAUGACAUUCGUAGGCAGUUCAGCCAUGAAAAAAAGACGAGUGAAUUUUUCGAUUUUAUGGUGACUAUAUCCUUUCCUUAUAUACAUACAUAUAUAUAUGUUAUGUAUAUGUACAUGUAUAUGUUAUGUAUAUGUAAAUAUAUAUAUAUAUAUAUAUAUGUAUAUGUAUAUGUUUAUGUAUAUGUAUAUGUAUAUGUAUAUGUAUAUGUUAUAUAUAUAUGUGUGUAUAUGCUCUACCCCACACCCUCACACCACAUCCAUCACCGUCAUCACGACAGUCCACUUCGCCUUUUUUUCUUUUCUUUACAUUCUGGCAUUUUGUAUCGUUCGUUGUUACUCAUAAGUGGUUUUAUUAAAUGACUUAGAAAAAUUGUUAUGUAUAGAGGGAGAAAGAGAGAGAGAUAGAGAUAGAGAUAGAGAUAGAGAAAGAGAGAGAGAGAGAGAGAGAAAGAGAGAGAGAGAAAGAGAUUUUUUAAUGAAAAUAAAAACGACGAAAUGACAAGUCGAAAGAUGAAUGAAAAAAAAAAAAACUGACAAAGGAUAUGAAAGUAAAAAUGGUGGUGCUUUUUAACGACGAACGAAAAAAAUGGUUUUUGUUUAUUUAAACUAGUCACGCGUAACUAAGGCUCCCUGGUGCGAAA
Molecule: messenger RNA, 3211 nt
Organism: Vespa mandarinia (Asian giant hornet)
Lineage: Eukaryota; Metazoa; Arthropoda; Insecta; Hymenoptera; Vespidae
Biological process (GO): intracellular sterol transport
Cellular component (GO): plasma membrane; endoplasmic reticulum membrane; endoplasmic reticulum-plasma membrane contact site
Molecular function (GO): sterol transfer activity; sterol binding
Source: RefSeq, a predicted model, not a curated record